Molecule: messenger RNA, 2043 nt
Organism: Leptopilina boulardi
Lineage: Eukaryota; Metazoa; Arthropoda; Insecta; Hymenoptera; Figitidae
Product: juvenile hormone epoxide hydrolase 1-like
Exons: 6
Coding region: 215-1588 (457 amino acids)
Biological process (GO): epoxide metabolic process
Molecular function (GO): epoxide hydrolase activity
Source: RefSeq, a predicted model, not a curated record
AAUCACUGAUAAGAUGGACACCAUGUAUAUAAGUUCGAGGUGAGGAUAAAUGAAUUCCCCUCUCGAACGUAUUGUACAUUUAUAUCUAAUUUGGAAGCGCUACUAAAAGCAGUAUAGCAAAAAAAAAAAAAAAACCUUAUCUCUGAUGAUAUAAAAAUGUUAUAAUUGUUGAAAAUUAUAAUUUUGUUAAUUCUUUCUAACAAAGCAAACAAAAAUGGGAUUGAUAAAAACUGGAAUUCUUGGAUUAUUUAUAGUUUAUAUUACUUCCUUGUAUUUGAGAUCAGGUAAAAAUGAUUAUGAAAAAUUUCCAAAUACCUGGUGGGGACCUGGAAAAGAAAAUAAAGAAGUUGAUCAAAGUAUUCGACCAUUUAAAGUAGUUUUCAAAGAUAAGGAUAUUGAAGAUCUAAAGUUUCGAUUAAAAAAUACACGACUUUCAAAACCUGGAUUAGAAGGAGCUGCUUGGACUUAUGGUGUACCUAGUCAGGCUUUGCCAAAAAUAAUUGACUACUGGCAAAAUAAAUAUAAUUUUAAAACAAGAGAAACCUAUAUGAAUAAAUAUUCGCAAUUCGUAACAAAUAUUCAAGGUUUGGAUAUUCAUUUUUUGCAUGUGAAGCCAAAAAAUGCUAAAGGCAAAAAAGUCCUUCCACUAUUGUUACAACAUGGAUGGCCAGGAUCAGUUUUGGAAUUUUAUAAAAUAAUUCCACUUCUCACAAAUACAAAACCUGAAUAUGAUUUUGUUUUUGAAAUCAUUGCUCCUUCUUUACCAGGAUUUGGAUUUUCUGAUCCAGCCAUUAGACCAGGUCUUGGGGGCAAUGAAAUAGCAGUGGUACUUAAAAAUUUAAUGCUGCGAUUAGGAUUUAAUAAGUUUUACACUCAAGGAGGUGAUUGGGGUGCUAUUAUUACAUCCAAUUUGGCUGCCAUGUUUCCUCAACAUGUACUAGGAAUGCACUCGAACAUGUGCAUUGUUUCAUCUCCUUGGAGUUUUUUGAAAACUUAUUUCUUUAGUUUCUUUCCAUCUCUUUUGCUUCCCGAAGAAGAUCAUCAUUUAAUGUAUCCACUUGGUAAACACUGGGCCAGUAAACUUGAAGAAUCAGGAUAUUUUCACAUUCAAGCCACGAAACCUGACACUAUUGGUGUUGCUCACAGUGAUUCUCCAAUUGGUUUGGCGGCAUAUAUUCUUGAAAAAUUCUCAACUGCCACAAAUCCCGAUUAUAGAAUGAAAGACGAUGGUGGUCUUUUUGAGAAACAUACUCCUGAUGAACUCAUUGACAAUUUAAUGUAUUAUUGGAUACCAAACACAAUGACAACAGCCGUGAGAAUUUAUGCUGAAACGUUUAAUAAAAAAUAUUUACAACCUGGACCACACAGAGCGCCCAUAAAUGUACCAAGUGCCUGUGCUCAAUUUCGUUAUGAAAUUUCAUAUCAGCCUGAAUGUUUACUUAAAGAACGUUAUAAAAAUUUACUUCGAGCCACAAAAUUCCCCAAAGGUGGACAUUUUGCAGCGAUGGAAGAACCACAACUUUUGGCCGAAGAUAUUUGGGCUUCAGUGAAACUUUUCGAAGAAGCUAAAAAGAAAGAAAGUUCUUGAAAAUUUAUAUUUACUUUUUCCAAAUAGAAUAUUAAAAUCAAACAAUUUUUUCAUAUAAAUUUUGUUAUUUAAUGUGCGUGACUUCAUUUUUGCAACAAAAUUACAGUUUCGAUAAAAUACACACGUCGAAAAUGCAAUUGCAAAUCAUGAUAGAGAUGAAAUUAUAAAAAUGCAACAUCACUUUAUAAAAUGACCUUCAACACGUAGGCACUCCUCUUAUGUAAAGUGAAUAAUAAUUUUCAAUGAUGACUGUGCAAAUAAAAACCUGUUAACUCUACUAUAUGUAUAAAUUAUAUGAAUUUUGAAGAUAAUCGAACAAAUUUAUGUCAUAAAAAUUAAACAAAUUAAAAAUGUUUUAUUUAAAAAAUGUAUUAAAACAUUUUUUUAUAAAUAUAUUCAUAAUAAAUAUUUUGUUAAAGAAAAACUUUUUUUUCAAUAAAAAAAAAAAUUGGAAA